AUGAACAAUACUUUCAGUGCUGCAGGACCACACUUUGCAUCACCUGGCAACUCUCAUUGGUCCAGCCCAAUCAGCUGUGACCGCUCUCAUGCAAACUAUGAUCUAUGCUCAAUCAAUGGCCCAACAGUCUUGGACCCAACGGUUUCCACCUUCUAUGUCAUGGGCCCGACAACGUCAACGCUCAUCGUGGAAAAGGUCAGGCCUUACCCGCAAAAGAACUCGAGUCAAACAAUGGACCGGAUCAAAGAGAUCACUCUCACCUCAGGCCCGCCAAGCCCACAAUGCAUGAUCAAACACAAUGCACGAGCCCUAGUAUUCAGUGUUGGAGGUUACACUUGGAAUUUCUUCCAUACCUUCAUUGAUGGGUUCAUCCCACUCUUCAUCACCGUCAAUUCGAUGUUCGCUGACCAAGACCUCGUCCUCGUUAUCACCAACUCCGAGGAUUGGUGGGUUCGCAAGUACGCAGACUUGUUUCACAGCUUUAGCAAACACCCGAUAAUAAUACUCGAAAAUGAUACUUCCACCCAUUGUUUUCCUUCGGCCACGGUGGGCUUAAUAUCACAUGGUUUCAUGACCAUAGACCCAAAACAAUUGCCCAACUCAAAAACUAUCCUACAAUUCCAUGCAAUUCUAGAGCAAACCUAUUGCCAUCGACCGUCUUUCCCUAAAAACCCGUCGCGGCCGAGGCUCAUCCUAGUCACUCGCACUGGCGGACUAGGACGCGUGAUCAUGAACCAAGACGACAUGAAAAGAGUGGCGGAGGAGGAGGGUUUCGAUGUCAUCGAAUUUGAGCCAAAACAUGAGACUCCGCUACGUGAAGCAUGCGAGUUAGUAAGUUCAAGCCAUGCAAUGGUAGGGGUUCAUGGUGCAGCACUCACUUAUGGGUUGUUUCUCCGGCCAGGCUCAGUGCUCAUGCAGGUGGUGGGGCUCGGACUGGACAACGUGGCAGAGUUGUGCUUCGGGAGUUGCUAUAGGGACAUGAAGUUGGAGUACAUGGAGUACAAGAUUGGAGUGGAUGAAAGUAGCUUGGUAGAUAGGUAUGGCAAAGAUGAUGCAAUUGUGAAGGAUUCAAAGGCUCUUCAAGUGGAGUGGUAUGAUGCAAUAAUGGAAGUGUAUUUGAGGCAACAAAAUGUGAAAUUGGAUAUGGUUAGAUUUAGAGAGUAUUUAAAGAAAGCAUACGAAAAGGCAAAGAUACUCAUGCACAAUGAGGGUUAG
Messenger RNA from Camellia sinensis, 1215 nucleotides. RefSeq names its product xylan glycosyltransferase MUCI21-like. Lineage: Eukaryota; Viridiplantae; Streptophyta; Magnoliopsida; Ericales; Theaceae. The record is from RefSeq and is a predicted model, not a curated record. Gene Ontology annotation, molecular function: glycosyltransferase activity.